AUGGUUUCUCGGUGGUAUCCUCGUCUUUCUUUCUUUCGAUCUCUUUGCAUUUCUCAAUCUACUCUGUCUGUGCGAUCCGAGUUCCUCGCAUCCUCCUCCUUCCAAUUUGUCAAUCCACGCCAUCAUGUAACGGGCACGGAUACUGUCAGUCAGGUAUUUCCGGAGUCUGUAGUAGCCGGACUCAGUGACGAGGAAGUACUAGCGUUAUUUAGUUGUGGGUUCUUUGGUGGCUUUAUCUUCGGGUUCGAAAGGACUGCACUACGAAUAGGGGGCUGGAGGUUGUUACCAGCGCGUUAUACAGGCUUUAAAGACGAUUCCAGCCCAAUAGGGAUCUGGAAUGCCUCCGAGCUUUCUACUCUCAACUUCCCUCCAGUGGGUAGCUGUCUUUUCGGGGCAUUUAAAGUACUGGACAAGCAAAUAUCCUUGAAAACAUCAGGCCAGUACACCAGCUACAUUGAUUAUGGCUUUGGGUCAGAUGAGUUUCAAUUUGCGGGUUGUCACCGUUUCCAAAUUACUCGGCUACUGCCCACAAGCGGUAAGCCCCUGGUGCAGCUCGAGCUACAAGGCUUCCAUUGCAACCCUCAGAGGAAUCGACCAUCGGGAACAACGCUUUUCCGAUGGUUUCAUUAUAUAUAUGCCAAGUUGCUAUUUGCAAAUGGCGUUCAGUCCGUUUUACUACGAUAGCCCCCCUACCGAUUCAAUAUAAAAGGUGAAGCUUGAAUUUGUCCGGGUUGCUGCUUCAAGUUCUAUUGGCAUGUUUUCCUCGCUCCCUUUUCCGCUCCCCUCUCUGUCUAUCUCCACUCAUCGGGAAUGUAUAUCAUGGCUAUGGAGAAUAUGAAAUGAUUUCGUGUAUUCUAAUCAUAAAGUCUAUGUUCUUGCAAUGGCAGAAGUUCAGGUAUCGCACAGCUGAA
Messenger RNA from Penicillium samsonianum, 911 nucleotides. RefSeq lists its product as uncharacterized. Lineage: Eukaryota; Fungi; Ascomycota; Eurotiomycetes; Eurotiales; Aspergillaceae. The transcript has 2 exons. The record is from RefSeq and is a predicted model, not a curated record. The coding region runs from base 1 to 684 and encodes 227 amino acids.